Messenger RNA from Giardia duodenalis, 2502 nucleotides. RefSeq names its product High cysteine membrane protein Group 3. Bases 1 to 2502 code for a protein of 833 amino acids. The record is from RefSeq and is a predicted model, not a curated record. The transcript has a single exon. NCBI's taxonomy places the organism in Eukaryota, Fornicata, Diplomonadida, Hexamitidae.
AUGAUCGGUUUCGUCUCGCUUCUCCUAUGCGGUAUUUUCUCAGAAUGCACCCAGGAUAGCGAGUGUGGCGGCGCCGGGGGUACUUGUGAUGUCACGAUCGGCGGUAAGAAGUACUGCUCCAAGUGCGACGGAGCGCGGGUCCCCGUCAACGGAGUUUGCAGAUUGUUGAAUGUAUCUCGUAGUAUAUGCCAAGUUCCAUUGAAUAGCGCGGGUACUGGCUCUUGUACAGGCUGCAUCCGUGACUUCCUCUUCUACAGGGGCGGGUGCUACCGCACGGCAUCCCUGAUCAACGCCAUAUGCAAGGAGAAGCACAUCGUCGAGGAGGGGAUGUACUGCGGGGCGUGCGCCAUCGAGGGCGACGUCCCGAUCGACGGGGUGUGCGUAUCAGCAAGCACAGAUAGCUCUGGAAACACGUGCGACAAGGGCGUGUGCACGACAUGCGCAAGCGGAUACUUCUUCCACUACGGGUCAUGCUACAAAUUCGGAGGAUCUCCAGGCAGCACUGUGUGUCCUAAGCCAACUAGCACUACUGGCUCUGUCUGUGAUUCUUGCGGGUCGAAGUUCGUCAAGAACCCCAGUGCGAGCUCGUCUGCCACCUCCUGCCUCGCGUGCUACGGGCUGGACGGGACCCUCUUCUGCGAGCGCUGCCGGAUGAACGUGCUCACGAGCGCAGACGUGAAGCCCACUCUGUGCACACAGUGCAAAAUAGGCUACGUGCCCGUGGAUGGUCGUUGUGUGUCAACUUACUCUGCCACCUCGGCUCUUGCAGGGUGCUCUACCUAUAGCGGUAAUGAGAAUACAAAGGGACUUUGCGAAACGUGCUCCUCCGGCUACAUGCUCUUCUACGGGAGCUGCUACUCUGUCAACGGCCCCCUCGCCCAGGCCAUCUGCAAGACCGAGAACCAGAUCUACCUUGGGGGAAGGGUCUUCUGCAAGAGGUGCGCCCAGACAGACCACUACCCCAUCAACGGCUUAUGCAUUGCUGAUAAGGGAUCACAUACGUGCGAGGCGGGCAUCUGCACAGCAUGCGACACCAGCAUGACCUCUGUCGACACCUCCAAGGUUUUCCUGUUCUACAACGGCUGCUAUGAUGCAAACUCUGCAAUCGGAAAGCUAAUAUGCCAGGAGGCGUCUAAUGGAGCGUGUUCAACUUGCAAUACAAACGAGACAUCGAAUAUAAUAGCUAAUCCUAAUUCUGCAGAUGGCCAACCAAAAUGUCUUGGAUGUUGGGACGAGGCAGCUACUGGGGUGGCCAACUGCGGAGGGUGUGCGGCCGGCACAGACGGCGAUUCCAAGAUCGUCUGUAGCAAGUGCACCGACUCGACGGAGCCCAAAGACAACACGUGCCCUCAGGCCCUCCCGCCCACAACGCCUGAAGGAUGCGCCGUCCAGGGCUGCCAGGCGUGCUCGAAGGACUCCGCUACGACGUGCGACGCCUGCUUCGAGCCUCUCAUCAUGAAGGAGGACAAGACGAAGUGCUUCGGGAGUUGCCUGGCGCUGGGCCCGGGCUACUACAACAACUCUGGGAUAUGCAGCCCAUGCAUAGAGAACUGUCUCCUUUGUACAGACGGGGCCACGUGCUCCCAGUGCGCCGAAGGGUACUAUCUCGAAGUGUCUGGUGCCGGCUCAACGACAGGAACCUGUAAGGCGUGUGCUACUGGAUGCUCGACGUGCGCCAGUGCCGGUGAUAACCUUUGCUCUACGUGUGCUGUGGGAUAUUAUGCUGCAUUUGCUCCACGGCGCGGGGAAACGGGAAAAUGCAUUCUAUGUAAUGCCAGUGGGGAUGGAUAUACUGGCGUCGCAAACUGUGCCGUUUGCUAUAGUACUACAGGGGAAAGCGGAAAUAAAAACGUUGUAUGUAAUACAUGUGAUGAUGGAUACAUUAAACAGCACACAGGUAAUACAGUCGUUUGUAACCUUCCGACUCCAGAAUGCAAUGCCGCAAUGUGCUCGGUUUGUGUUGAAAAUAACCCAGAUCGUUGUGAGCACUGCACGACCGGCGCGUACCUCUGCCCGCGGACGGCGACGUGCACGAAGGACUGCGCCAGCUGCGGCGGCUCGAUGUACCCCGACGAUGACCUCGGGGAGUGCCAGCCGUGCGACAUCGCGAACUGCCGGGUCUGCGCGACGGGGCUCAAGUGCGAGAGCUGCGCGGAGAGCGCCGUCCCCAUCUCCCCGGACGUCUACCACACGGCGUGCAUGGGCUGCAGCGACACCGGGGGCAUGGACGGCUGGGUGGGCCUCGCGGGGUGCACGACCUGCGAGCUGACCGACAAGGGCGGCGGGAGCGUCAACUGCCUCGACCCCGGCUACUACCGGCGGGGCGGGCUCGGCGGGGGAGCAAUCGCCGCCAUCGUCAUCGUCGUCCUCCUCGUCCUGGCCGUCGCCGGCUUCCUCGUCUGGUGGUUCGUCUUCAGGAGGGGCGGCCGGCCCAAGCGCGGGGCGAAGUACACAUCGCUCAUGCGGGGCGAGUCCUACGACUACCGCCAGUCUCUAAUAUGA